Nematostella vectensis (starlet sea anemone) is the source of this 2868-nucleotide messenger RNA. RefSeq names its product radical S-adenosyl methionine domain-containing protein 2. Lineage: Eukaryota; Metazoa; Cnidaria; Anthozoa; Actiniaria; Edwardsiidae. Bases 58 to 1248 code for a protein of 396 amino acids. The record is from RefSeq and is a predicted model, not a curated record. Gene Ontology annotation, molecular function: catalytic activity; 4 iron, 4 sulfur cluster binding. Gene Ontology annotation, biological process: defense response to virus. The transcript is spliced from 8 exons. Gene Ontology annotation, cellular component: lipid droplet; endoplasmic reticulum membrane.
AAUAAACCCCUAUUCAACAUCGAACCUGACCACAUACUAAUAGAUGAGCUCCACUUAAUGCUGAGGGUGACAGAUAUCCUGAUAGAUAAUGCAAUAGAAGAUGCAAUGCAGUGGGAUGAAAAGGAAAAGAUCAGUAAAAGAUCAAACAAAGGAAGCACAAGCCAUCUGAGUCAAUUAGUACAAACUACACGGUCGUGUGGGUUAUCGUUUCAAGUGUGGGAGAAGCUUAAUGCAGAUGGUAGGGGAAGUGGUACCUAUGACUUCACAAUUUUGAUGGGUAGCGAUAGAAAGAAACUUCUGAAAGAGCUCCCAGAGAAGCUCAUUGGUGUCCUACAGCCAUCUACAGCUGCUAGGGUAGCAGAAAUCUGGAAGGCUAAAGAAUGGAUAACCAAAUUUGGUAGCCUUGGUGAUGUGAGGCUUGGCUACAAAAAAGAGCGAAUGACACGCUACAUGCAUGUUGCAGCCUUGAUAAGGCGCUAUCAAAACCUGAAGCAGUUUAGUGGUCAAGGUAUGGAAAAAGUAAAUUUUUCCGGUGGUGAACCGUUCCUACAUGAUAGAGGGAAGUUUGUUGGAGAACUCGUACGUUACUGCAAACAAGAGCUUGAACUGCCCAGCGUGUCAAUCGUCAGCAAUGGCAGCCUGAUACGGGACAAUUGGUUCAAUAAAUACGGGGAGUGCCUUGAUAUUCUCGCCAUUUCCUGCGACAGCUUUGAUGAAGAAACAAAUGUUUUGAUUGGACGUCGCCAAAAGGGCAAGAAUCACGUGGAAGCUCUACGACGCGUGCGUGACAUGUGUCAGCAGUACAAAGUUGCAUUCAAAUUGAACACAGUGGUCAACACAUACAACAAGCAGGAGGAUAUGACAUCACAUAUACAGGAACUUUGUCCUGUCAGAUGGAAGGUCUUCCAGUGCCUUCUGAUUGCUGGUGAAAACAGCGGUGACGAUGCAUUGCGUGAUGCCGAGCGAUUUCUUGUCUCUAAUCAUGAGUUUGAUCAGUUUAUCUCCCGACAUGCAUCACUGGAGUGUCUUGUCCCCGAAUCAAACGAGAAGAUGCAAAACUCGUACCUGAUUCUGGACGAAUAUAUGCGUUUUUUGGACUGCACUGGUGGCUCUAAGUCACCAUCCAAGUCAAUCCUCGAUGUCGGCGUCGAUGAAGCCAUGAAAUUCAGUGGAUUCGACGAGAAAAUGUUUCUGAAAAGAGGCGGCAAAUAUAUGUGGAGCAAGGCGGAUAUGAAGUUUGACUGGUAGCCAAUCUGAAAGGCCAAACAAAUUCGCCAUAACUCGGAAAAUAUAGUCAACAGGGGCGUAUCUGCCUUUAAGCCCGGGCUUAACUAAUUUACAGGCCCGUACCCAGGAUUUUCCCUGACCACCCCUGAAAGAAAAAAGGGAUGUUUUAUGCCUUUGGGGUAUCUCCACGGAACGUUCAUUGUCGGAUUUGGCUACAUACCAGAGUGAUCUAGCUUAUGCUUUAUAGUUUAAUCUACAAAAGAGCACUCCUUUUGAAAACCGGAAGUGGACCUUCGGCCGUUGUGGGGGGUAUGUACCCCCUUCCCCCCCUGGUUACGGGCCUGUUAAAUCAUAAAGAAUUUUUAAAUCCCGUAACAAGAAAAAAAAUACUUUAAAUUCGUUCGUUUUCAAGAUUAUAAGCCGAUUUCAGUGUAUCGCGAUGCCGCGUUAUCAAAACACAAUGUGUUCUGGGCUUUUCUGUUUCGCCCAGUAUACUAGGCCGAGCUCGCUGGGCCUAGGGAAGGGUCAGUACGCAGCUCUUACAAGCUGCAAUUUGAUUGGGCAAAUGAACAAUAUCCGCACCUCGACAUAAAGAACGAGAAGAAUAGAGACAAAAGAACUCCUUUUGGAACAAAGAUAAUAGGAGACAAAGCAGCUGCGUACUUACUCCUAGGGAAGCGGGGUCCCUAAGAGCGGCGCGUAGGAGGCUAUGUGUAACCAUAGCCUCUAGUGUUCCUUCGUAUUUAGGUUCUAUAUAAAAUAAGAAGGGAGUGAAACAACGCUCGAUUCCAUUGUUCAAAAACCUGCCUAGUUACGGCCAAUGUUGUGAUGUUGGUAUGAGACAUGAUUGAUUGAAAGCUCACCUCUGAACUUAUCUCGCCGCCGACACACGCCCGGGCAUGCGACAAGUGCAGGGAUAGGGACUUAUUUUUUAAAUGUUUCUACGGACCGUUGCGUUUCUUCAUCCAAAAAGUUUAAUGGCAGCCGAUGAUCAGCUAAUAAUUAGAUUUGCUCUAUUCCCCCUUUUCCACUUCCCCAUUAAAAAACUUAAAAAAUUUUCUGUUGUUCCGGGUAAAAAUUCAAAUUCAUGUGGCAGUUAAAUAACAUCUUUCGAUAUUUGAGCGGGAAAACAUUGCUUUUUCCGGGCCCGGGCGUGUGUCGUUUGCUUAAAAUGACAUACGCAAGUUAAAAGCUGUAUACUGAGAUUGGUCCAAAGGGUGUGGUUGCCUUGUUAGCUAACGGUACGCCUAGAAUAACAAUGAUGAUAUAAGGGACAUCAUAGCUGAGAUAAUACAUGCUCUGUCAAAAAUCUAAAGGGCUUCAGAAUCUCAGUGUUUUGUAGAUUUUUUCUAGCUUUCGUUAUGCUUUAGUUAAUGUGGCUAGUAUAAAUUAUCUACUUCUAUCUAGUUCUUUUUAAUAUUUCAAAGCAAGCAAUACAUUAAGUAUUAAAGCAAAUAUUAAUUACACGUAAAAAGGUUUCCCUAUAAAACUUUAUUGCUCUUAAAAUUCCGUUGCUACCGAUGGUAUUUUGAGUCUCCAGUCAAUCCCAGUACUAGCUCGAAUAUUUUCACGAUUGAUCACCUUCUGUAAUUGUCCUAUAAUUGUCUUAUAUCCUAGAAUAAAGGUCACAGUAAACUCUCA